UUAUCUAAUGUUAUUGAAGACUUUACCUCAAAAUGCGACACAUGUCAACAACACAAAGCUGUCGAUAGAGGCCACGGCCACACUGCUCCCAAGGAAGCUCCACUCAUCCCCUGGCAACAACUCACAGUUGAUCUCAUCGGUCCUUGGACACUCAUGGUGGCAGGACAAGAGAUCGAGUUCAGAGCCUUGACAAUCAUUGACCUAGUGAUCAACCUGGUCGAAAUUGUGCGCAUUAAGGACAAAACUUUCAACAUCAAUGAUGCCAAACAAUUAGUUGACACUGCCAUUGCAAAUGCAGUGUAUGCACACCGCUGCUCUUAUCACGGAACUAUAACCGCUACGCCCGGAUCACUUGCCUACCCUUACCAUUCAACUUGCUCCUCAUGUAAUUGA
Molecule: messenger RNA, 393 nt
Organism: Cylindrotheca closterium
Lineage: Eukaryota; Bacillariophyta; Bacillariophyceae; Bacillariales; Bacillariaceae
Source: the annotation of a GenBank genome assembly